ACACAGGUGAGCCAUAGCAUGCAGUAAGUUGAUAGUCUUCGGUAAAAUAAGAUCGUUAGUGAUAAUGAGGACUGUGAAUUUGUUGAUAUGCAUAAUAUGUGUUUAUUUAAAUAUCGCAAAUGGAAAUUCCCAAGAUUCAUCUCCAGGGGCUAAAGCUAACGAAAUGUGUAAAAUCUACACAGAGAAUGCCAAGAAGAAUAAUAAUUGUCCUAUUCCACUUUUUACCCCCUUAAUAUCUCGUGGCCAAUUAGCAGAAAUAGGAGAAUUUCCUCAUAUGGUACAGGUCGGUUACAAAGGCGAUAAUGGAACUGAGUGGCUUGUUAGUGGUUUUAUAAUUAGUAAAAAUUACGUUCUGACUGUAGCUCAUGGUGCUAGACCACGUGGAAAUAGCCCACCUGAAAUAGUAAGAGCUGGAGUAACAGAUCAAGCGGACCUGUCAAAAGCGCAGAUAAGAACAAUUGAGUCUAUCAUAGUUCAUCCUGAGUAUAAGCCACCAGUGAAAUACAACGAUAUAGCUCUUCUUAAAAUUAAAGAAGAUUUUGUAUUUAAUAAGUUCGUUAAUCCAAUAUGUUUACACACCAGCGAAGAAAAUCCAGAUGUAAAAGGUAUUCACUCAGGUUGGGGUGCAACAAGUUAUUUAGAGGACAGACCAACUCACAUGGUUAAGAUUAUAGUGAACUUUGACAGUAACGAAAGUUGCAAUAAGAGCUUUAGCGGUCAACACAAAACACGAGCUUUACCACAAGGCAUUAUAAAAGAUAAACUGGUGUGUGCUGGAGGAAACCAAACUGACGGAUGUCAGGGCGAAUCUGGAGGUCCUUUACAAAUUUUCCGUAGAGACGAAUACGGAACAAAUUGUAUAUAUGACGCAGUAGGAAUUUCUUCAUUUGGAGUACCUUGUGGAGUUACUGAAAAAUCUUCAGUAUUUACCAGGGUGUCCCAUUAUAUCCCAUGGAUUGAGGAAAUUGUCUGGGCUCAAAAAUAAAUGAAAAAUUUUGAAAUUUUGUCGUGAACGAUAAAAAUCAAAAGCGAUAGAUAAAUAAACUUAGAAGAAAGGUUUUAUUUGAGAACAGUGUAAUAUUUAAGACCAACUUUUGAACUUUUAAUAUACAUUAAACUUUUUUUAAGACACAA
Messenger RNA from Diabrotica virgifera virgifera (western corn rootworm), 1134 nucleotides. Its product is annotated as serine protease snake. The transcript is spliced from 7 exons. Gene Ontology annotation, biological process: proteolysis. Gene Ontology annotation, molecular function: serine-type endopeptidase activity. NCBI's taxonomy places the organism in Eukaryota, Metazoa, Arthropoda, Insecta, Coleoptera, Chrysomelidae. Bases 65 to 985 code for a protein of 306 amino acids. The record is from RefSeq and is a predicted model, not a curated record.